AUGGCUCUCUCUUUGCUCACGUUCCAACUCGAAGGCACGGGGUGCGAUACUUUUGACGAAAACAUCGAGACCGUUCUCAAACUCAGGGAAGACAUCUACUUUGCCCGCACCGCCUGCGAUGCAAACUACAGCAUGUGGUCAUUAACACUCGAUGCGUUAAUCUGCGAAGUACGUGGUGACACAAAGUCUGCUACGCUGAAUCUCGAAGCCGCUAUCGACCACUGCCAAAUCCACGGAUGGUCGCUUGAGGAAGCUCUUGUUCUAGAGCUGCAAGCUGAAUUAUGGAUGCGACAUGGUUUCCGAAGAACGGCACGUUCUCUGAUGCAAGACGCCAUUGCUGCGUGGUCGGCAAUCAGCGCCACUGGCAAAGCGGCGUAA
This is a messenger RNA of Monascus purpureus, 378 nucleotides long. Lineage: Eukaryota; Fungi; Ascomycota; Eurotiomycetes; Eurotiales; Aspergillaceae. The record is from the annotation of a GenBank genome assembly.